CCCCACCACGAUAGAGAAGAGAGAGAGAGAGAGAGAGAGAGAGACGGUGGAGAUAUUUUCGUGCAGUUCGCGGCGGGGAGAGAGCCAAUUUGAUCUUUCAACCUUAACCGCUAAAUCUAGGAGGCGAUGCCAGAUAUUAUUGUUAGCGAUAAAGAGGGUUCUGCAGGGGGUUAGAAUGGGCGAAGCAGUUGUGAGAGGGAAAGAAGGGAUGGAGAUGGUGGUGUUGCAGGAGGAGGCCGACGCAGGGAGGAUAGAGAAAGCGAAGGAAACUUGCUUGACUGAGGUUGGACGGGAGCGGAUUCUACCGCCGAUAGUUCUUAGGGUUCUUUUGGUAGAAGCCGAUGAUUCCACUCGUCAGAUUAUUGCUGCUCUACUCCGCAAAUGCAGUUAUAGAGUUGCUGCAGUUGCUGAUGGCUUAAAGGCAUGGGAGACAUUAAAAGGGAGACCUCAUGACAUAGACCUUAUAUUAACAGAAGUGGAGUUGCCAUUGAUAUCGGGAUUUGCACUUCUUUCCUUAGUUACAGAGCAUGAAAUUUGCAAAAAAAUUCCUGUUAUAAUGAUGUCCUCACAAGAUUCAGUUAGUGUGGUGUUGAAAUGCAUGCUGAAAGGUGCUGCAGACUUUCUCAUUAAGCCGGUCAGGAGGAAUGAGCUGAGGAAUAUAUGGCAGCAUGUUUGGAGAAGGCACACUCCAACUGGCGGACAUCAUGCUUGUCAAAAGUUAACUGCUGCUCAAGAUGGAGUUGAUGCCACUUCUGAAAAUGAUGCUACAAGCAAUCAUUUGAGUGAUUGUGUGCUUUAUAAACAGAGCAGUAAACAAUGCAGUGAGAAAGGGAGUGAAGUCAAAGGUAUUUCAUUGAGGACAUGUAGGAGCACGUCUAAUUUGAGCAAUAUUGAAAUAGAGAAGCACGGAGAGGGUAGCAAUUUGGAUGAAGAAUCAAUUAUGCUUAGGAGUGAAACUAAAGGAAAAUCAAUUAGGUUAAGACCAGAGGCUGUACCAUGGAAUGAAGCUCAUAAUUUGAUUGCUGUGAGAGUCAAAGAAGACCAUGCCUGUGCCGGAACAAUGAUUCAGAAUGAACUUAUGGGACAAGACACUGAUGGAGAAAUCACUGCUGAGACUCAUGGAUGCAAUAAUCAACCAGUUGAACCUUCCAGAGAAGCCAUUGACUUCAUAGGCAGAUUUGAAAAUCGCUCAAAGUUCUCCCCUGAACACACUAAUUCUGAUGAUGGCGCAAAUAAUUUUGGUUGGGCUCUGCAACUGGGUCCUACUUUGAGAAAUUAUUAUCCCAAUGGCUCAAAGGACCAAGGUAUUGAUGAAAGGCAAACAUUAAACCGUUCUGAUGUCCCUUCCUUUUCAUGGUAUAAUAGUAAGACAUUGGAACCACUUUUUCCAACUUUGGCUGGUAAUUGUGCUGAUCUGCAUGAGGAUGUGAGUAAAUCCGAUAUACUAUCGUCCAAUCAAUUUUCUGAAAAUACUGUUGCUAGUUCUCAAUGGUAUAGGGCCACAUCAAGUAACAGCCAGGAAAAUAUGAAUUCGUUUCCAAUGAGUUCCUUGAUUCAUUCAAAUCCUGAAAUUCCCAACUUGGAACAAGGUUACUGCUCAUUUGAUGAUGCUACCAACAAUUAUGCUGAAAAAACUAUGCACAAGGAGAAAAUUAUUGUAUUUACCGAGAAAGUGAAACAUGGUUCAGAUGCUGCACCUCAGAGUGGCAGUAGCAGUUUAUGUAAUAGUGUUGGUGGUCAUCAUAACAGCAGUUUGUGCGGAAGCAUUUGCAAUGGGAGUGAUGGUAGUGCCAUUUUAGGGACAGAAAAUGGAAGGAUUACCGCACCUGAAACUUCUGGUGAUGAAGUUAUCAAUCAUGACGAAAUCAAAGAAAUGGGUUUUCAUCGCUCCUCCCAAAGGGAAGCCGCUCUUGCAAAAUUUCGAUUGAAGCGAAAAGAUCGAUGCUAUGAGAAAAAGGUUCGAUAUCAAAGCAGGAAAAGAUUAGCAGAUCAACGCCCUCGAGUGAAAGGACAGUUUGUACGUCAAGUUGAGACCCAACUCCCCACUUGCUGAUGAUUGCAGAUCAACGCCCUCGAAUGGAAGGACAGUUUGUAGGUCAAGUUGAGACCCAACUCCCCACUUGCUGAUGAUUGGUGAUUGCUCACAUUCGAGUUUCUAGCAGCCAGCCACCAGCCUCCCAUCCAGGCUACUGUGCAUAUUGUGUAUAUCUUGAGAGAAACUUUUAGUAUGAAGCUUCAGCAUGAAAGAGUGCUGGAAUGGUGACACAGUCGCACAAAAUCUUUGAAUGUUUGCAGGCCUUCUUUUUGACCUUUUUAUUUUCCAAAAAUGCUUGGGUUGCAAGUUGUUUUUCUCUCGGGUAUGUAUUAAUGUACUUUGUUAACGUAUAUACGACUCAAAGGCACAUCUCUUUUCUUAAUUAAUUCACUAUUAAAAUA
Messenger RNA from Malania oleifera, 2436 nucleotides. Its product is annotated as two-component response regulator-like APRR5. The coding region runs from base 176 to 2053 and encodes 625 amino acids. The transcript is spliced from 9 exons. Gene Ontology annotation, molecular function: protein binding. The record is from RefSeq and is a predicted model, not a curated record. Gene Ontology annotation, biological process: phosphorelay signal transduction system; cytokinin-activated signaling pathway. NCBI's taxonomy places the organism in Eukaryota, Viridiplantae, Streptophyta, Magnoliopsida, Santalales, Ximeniaceae.